GUCAUAAAUGAUAGUAGGGUACCUCGAUUAUCGUAGUCCUGAUUGUAAUUUAGGACUUCGUCGUAAUACUAAUAUGAAGUAAAGUUAUUCAGAAACUAAUUUUAGGAUUAAAUUUUGGAAUAUAAGUUGUAUUACGAUUUCGAAUUUUUUAUAAAUCUAAAGUUAUGUAAUAUGCAUUUUUUAGCUCUAACAUGUCAGUAAGGUACAGAAAUUUAUUUGUGCGUUUUGUUAGAUCAACAAUCAGUUUUAAAGCCAAUCCAAUAAUUUUUGCCAGGCUUCCUCAACAAAAGAUUGGCAGUGUUCCAUGUGCUGUCGGAUUUUCAUUGUUUACAUGGCUAGGCUUCUACAAGAAAACAAGUGCUGAAGAUGAACUUAUACAUACCAUUAAACAUUGUGUUCUCUUCAUACAGAGGUAUGACUACAUUAAAGCAGAACAACUAUUGCAUGUGGCUCUUAGACAAGCCCAACAGAUGCAGCAUCAAUUAGCAAUAACCUAUAUUUAUGAUGUUAUGGCAAACUUGGCACUUGAAAGAGAACACCUAGAUAAGGCUAAAGACCUUUUUGUUGCUGUCACUCAAAGAAUCAUGGCUGAUGGUGCAACUGAAGAUGAUUUUCGAGUUGUUCAUAUCAGUACAAAGUUAGCAAGAAUAAGUCAUCUGAAGAAGGAUUAUCAAACUGCUCAGAUGGGUUACGAGUGGUGCUUAGAGAAACUAGAAAAAAUUAUCAAAAGCGAUCCUUCAGAGGAGAAAAUGAAGUUAUUUGCACUAGCUGAAGAUUGGUAUGGACGGCUGUUCCUUGAUACUAAUCAAUAUGAACAUGCCUUAAAACUUAUGACCGACUCACUGGAGAAAAUGCAAUCCGUUUCAGAUAUAGAGAAAGAGCACAUAGCAACUCAAAUGAAUGACAUUGGUACAGUUUGUGAUUUAUUAGGUAAAACAGAUGAGAGUCUACAUUACUUCAAAGAAGCAAUUGAAAUCGGAAAAAAACUUGAAAUGGAGUUAGGUACAAUGUAUGUGAAUUUAGGAAGAGCUUACAUAAAGAAAAAAAUAUUGUCAGAAGCAAGAAAAAAUUGUGGACUGGCACUAAAAAUUGGGGUCAUGUCCAAAAAUAAAGAUGUUAAAGAGGAAGCUGAAAACUGUUUUCAAGAAAUAAAAAGGUUGAAUUAGAUAAACUAUUUAAUAUUAAUAUUGUAAACUUAUAAAUAUAUAUUUAUUACAGAAAAUA
This is a messenger RNA of Bombyx mandarina (wild silkworm), 1224 nucleotides long. It is a transcript of the gene Ttc19, whose product is annotated as tetratricopeptide repeat domain 19. Gene Ontology annotation, cellular component: mitochondrial inner membrane. Lineage: Eukaryota; Metazoa; Arthropoda; Insecta; Lepidoptera; Bombycidae. Gene Ontology annotation, biological process: mitochondrial respiratory chain complex III assembly. The record is from RefSeq and is a predicted model, not a curated record. Gene Ontology annotation, molecular function: protein binding.